This is a messenger RNA of Helicoverpa zea (corn earworm), 1434 nucleotides long. RefSeq names its product alpha-tocopherol transfer protein-like. The coding region runs from base 141 to 1061 and encodes 306 amino acids. The transcript is spliced from 8 exons. NCBI's taxonomy places the organism in Eukaryota, Metazoa, Arthropoda, Insecta, Lepidoptera, Noctuidae. The record is from RefSeq and is a predicted model, not a curated record. Gene Ontology annotation, cellular component: membrane. Gene Ontology annotation, molecular function: phosphatidylinositol bisphosphate binding.
CGCCGCGCCGAACUAACAUUUUCUACCAAGUGAGCAAAAAAUCCAGAAAAACGUUACGACAAAGUGCCAGUGUGUUUAUAGUAGAGACUUUGGCUUGUGACUUAAUUUUCCAGUUUCAAGGACCAGUCGAAGCAGCCAAGAUGACGCUCGAACAGCCAGCAGGAGAGAUGUGGCAGAAGAUCCGCGAGGAGCUCAAUGAGAAGGCGGAUACCAAGGAGGCUGACCUCGCACACAUCAAAGAGUGGCUCAAGAAGGAGCCCCAUCUACCUGAUGAGUUUGAUGACCAGCGCAUCAUGACCUUCCUCCGUGGCUGCAAGUUCUCCCUGGAGAAGACCAAGCGUAAGCUGGACAUGUAUUUCACCAUGCGCGCUGCUGUCCCCGAGUUCUUCAACGACCGUGAUGUCAACCGCCCUGAACUGCAGGAAAUCUUAAAUAUUGUUCAAAUGCCGCCACUACCAGGCCUAACACCCGAGGGCAGACGUGUGAUUGUUAUGAGAGGUAUUGACAAAGACAUCCAGACUCCUAACGUGGCAGAUGCCUUCAAGCUGGCCCUCAUGCUGGGUGACGUCAGACUGGCGGAGGAGAAGGAGGGAGUGGCAGGAGACGUGUAUGUUCUAGACGCUUCAGUAGCCACGCCUACACACUUCGCCAAGUUCACUCCCACGCUGGUCAAGAAGUUCCUAGUCUGUGUACAGGAAGCUUACCCCGUAAAACUGAAGGAAGUCCACGUCAUCAACGUUUCACCUCUUGUUGACAAGAUUGUCAACUUCGUCAAACCUUUCAUCAAAGACAAGAUCAAAGAAAGGAUCUUCCUCCACACUGACACCAAUGAUCUCUACAAAUACGUUCCUAAGGAAAUGCUGCCCACAGAAUACGGUGGUAAUGCUGGACCCAUGAAUGACCUUCACAAUGCCUGGGUCAAGAAGCUAGAUGAAUACAAAGACUGGUUCGCGGAACAGGAGAAUCUGAAAGCCAAUGAAGCCCUCAGACCUGGGAAGCCAACCAACUAUGACGAACUCUUCGGUAUCGACGGUUCCUUCCGUCAGCUCGUCAUAGACUAAACACCCUUCCAGUAUUACUCCAUCAAGUUUAAAAGACUCGUGGUAAUUUGACCUAUAGGUGCUGUUCAAAGUCUUUUUAACUUGAUCGGGUAUUAGCGUCUCUCUACUGUCGCUUAUUUCAGUUACCAUUUUAAAAUUGUAGCAUUUUAUAUUGACGAUAUUGUUCUGGUGACUGCUUGCUGAACAGGUAGUGCAAUUUUUCCCUCUAUUUCAAUACGGUUAAGGUGUGUUUUUGUUUGAGUUCAGUUUGCAUUCUCUUGGAAGUUUGUUUUGAUGUCAACCAAAGUUUUGCUCAAUUUUGUUCUUUGUUAUGACGUGUGUAUAGCGUCUUUAAUGUUAGGUUUUUGAUAAUAAACAUUUUCUUUAAUAACUA